Phaedon cochleariae (mustard beetle) is the source of this 1466-nucleotide messenger RNA. The record is from the annotation of a GenBank genome assembly. NCBI's taxonomy places the organism in Eukaryota, Metazoa, Arthropoda, Insecta, Coleoptera, Chrysomelidae.
AUCGGCAACCAUGGCUAAACCAGUUUCGCUAAAAGUGUCAAUCAAACUGUCAAAUCAAAUCUGGGAAAUGGCAUACAAGGCAAGGUUGAAAGAAUUUGAUGAUGUUCUUGAGAAAGACGAUAUUGAUAUUAGCGCUUUAAAAGAAAUUUCAUUCCAUGGUAUACCAGACGAUCAGGGUAAAAGAGCUCUUUGUUGGAGAUUGCUCCUGAAUUACUUGCCAACAGAACGAGCGAAAUGGAAAACAGAUCUCAUGGAUCAACGAUCUCUAUACAAACAAUUUAUAAAGGAGAUGAUAGUGAUACCUGGAGAAAGGGAAUCAGAUGGAGAUGUUACCUUCAGUGAUCAUCCUUUAAGUAUGAAUCCAGAUAGUGAAUGGCAAACUUUUUUUAAGGAUAAUGAAGUCCUAUUGCAAAUAGACAAGGAUGUACGUAGAUUAUGUCCUGAUAUAUCAUUCUUCCAACAACCUACUGAAUUCCCAUGUACUGAUAUAGUUAAUAGUGAUAAUGUUAAGAGAUUGCACACAAGAGUACAGCGCCAAGUAUUGAGAUGUGCAAAUGUUGAAAGGAAAGGAUUAGGAAUAACAAAGAUUGCAUUGUCAAUAAAAAAAGCAAAUGAAAACUAUGCCCCAAUGGCAGAGGGAGCAGAAGCUCAUUGGGAAGUGGUAGAGAGGAUACUAUUCUUGUAUGCUAAACUAAAUCCUGGACAAGGUUAUGUUCAAGGAAUGAAUGAGAUUGUAGGACCCAUAUAUCAUGCCUUUGCCUGUGACCCUAAUGAAGAAUUUAGAGAAUUUGCUGAAGCAGAUUGUUUCUUCUGUUUCACAAAUUUGAUGUCUGAAAUUAGAGAUUUUUUCAUCAAAAGUUUGGAUGAAUCUGAGAAUGGAAUCAAUAAAAUGAUGAACAGAAUGUUGGCUCAACUGAAAAACUAUGAUAUUGAUAUUUGGCUCAGAUUUCAGCAACUAGAACUGAGGCCCCAAUACUACAGUUUUAGGUGGCUUACACUUCUUUUAUCACAAGAAUUCCCAUUACCUGAUGUUCUGAGGAUAUGGGACUCUCUAUUUUCUGAUAGAGACAGGUUUGAUUUUCUCAUUCAAGUAUGCUGUGCAAUGAUCAUAAUAUUACGAAAUCAAUUGAUUCAAGGAGAUUUCCCGUCCAAUUUGAAACUUCUGCAAAAUUUCCCUCCUAUGGAUGUACAGGUUAUCCUAUCAAAAGCUGUUGAAUUAUCCAGACAAAAAAUAUUUUAGUAUACUCCACACAUAUUAUUUAUUUAUUAUAUUUGAAAUGCUCUCAUGAAUUUAUGUGUUCUAUGAGUACCAAUUAAGCAUUAUUAUUAUUACUUCAUUAUAUUGAAAUUUAUAUUUUGUUAUUAUAAUUUGUAAUCAUUUUUAUAUAAAAAAGUAUAGUAGGCAAUAAAAAACAAUGAUCUGCAUUUUACACUAUUUUUUAUUAUUCAUGUUUAUCAUCAAUUAA